Messenger RNA from Scomber japonicus (chub mackerel), 1446 nucleotides. It is a transcript of the gene rgs9a, whose product is annotated as regulator of G protein signaling 9a. The coding region runs from base 1 to 1446 and encodes 481 amino acids. The transcript is spliced from 17 exons. NCBI's taxonomy places the organism in Eukaryota, Metazoa, Chordata, Actinopteri, Scombriformes, Scombridae. Gene Ontology annotation, biological process: intracellular signal transduction; G protein-coupled receptor signaling pathway; regulation of G protein-coupled receptor signaling pathway. The record is from RefSeq and is a predicted model, not a curated record.
AUGACAAUAAGAACAGCUCGUCCAAACCGGGGGCAACACUUCCGACCCCGUAUACAUUGCAUCAAAAAGCUGGAGGCCAUUAUGGUGGAGAUGCAAGACCCAAGCAGCGGGGUUAAAGGCUCAGAACAGAAACUCAACGUUACCACCAUCCCUCAUGUCAUUGCUGGUAAAGACAUCAUCACAUGGAUUGUCAACAAGUUGAAGACCACUACAGAAGAGGGUGAGGUGUUUGGCACCAUGUUAGUGGCGUAUGGCUAUGUCUACCCCCUGCAAAACCACAGGAAGCUGGUCAUGUGCAAUGACGCCACCCUCUAUCGCUUCCAGACUCCAUACUUCUGGCCUACACAGAAAUGGUUUGCAGAGGACUGUGACUAUGCCAUUUAUCUGGCAAAGAGGAACAUCCGUAAGAAAGGCAUGCUGGAACCCUACGAACAGGUACAUUACAACCAGCUCCAUGAUUGGCUGAACCACAAGUGGGACUUCAUCGUGAUGCAGGCCACUGAGCAGUACAAGGCUGGUAAAGACAGGCAGAAGCCAGAUCGUGUGGUGUUUGACUGCCAGGAGAGAGCGUACUGGAUAGUGAACAGGCCACCGCGUCGUACUCACAGCGCUAUGGACUGUGGUCCAGAACGUCUGCUUGAUCCCAACACAGAGGAGAAAAUCACCUUUGACCAGCACAGACGCAUGAACAUUUUCUUUCAACAAACCAUUAUGAGGUCAAGGGUCAAGUCCAGCGUGUCCAUUGGAGCACUAGUCAAGUACAGCACCACCUACAAAAACCACGAUCCGUUCCUGGCUCCAUGUCUACCCAGCAACCCCUGGCUAACAGAUAAUGAUGAAUACUGGAAGCUCAACAUGAGGAGAGUUGACGCUCCCACUAAAAUGCGAGUGGAGCGCUGGUCCUUCAGCCUGUUCGAGCUGCUGAGCGACCUGCGAGGACGAGACGACUUCAAGGUUUUCCUCAAGAAGGAGUUCAGCGGGGAAAACUUGGCAUUCUGGGAAGCAGCUGAGGAACUGAAGUUGGGCUCUGCAUCUUCCAUGACAGCAAAAGCUGAGACCAUCUUCAAGACCUUCCUGGCCCCUGGAGCUCCUCGCUGGAUCAACAUUGAUGGCAGGACGAUGGGUCUGACAGUGAAAGGACUGGAUCAUCCUCACCGCUAUGUGCUGGAAGCUGCACAGACACACGUCUUCUUGCUGAUGAAAAAGGACACUUUCUUCCGUUACCUCAAGUCUCCAGUUUACAAAGACAUCCAGAAGAAGGCGCUGAGCCCCGAUGCUCAUAACUUCAGUCCGGACCAGCUGGAGCAAAACGCUAGAAACCGAAGCCCAGGCAUCCAUCCCAUCAUCCUUUGGCAGCAGGAGGAGGAGGAAAAGGCCAAAGCUGCUGUUGCCUCCGCCCCCGUCGAUGUCAAGGCCAUGAUGAGCAAAAUAGACAGGAAGAAGUAG